AUGGCUCAGCAAUUGCGUCGCGGAAACCUUAUCGUUAGACCAAUUAGCGCAAAGCUAAUUAAGGACAAGGCAACAGGAACAAUGGAUCCAUAUGUGCUAAUCAGAGUUGGCCCACAAGAGCAGAAAACGAAUUAUUGCAAAAAUGGCGGAAAGGUCCCUAAUUGGAAUGAGCAGCUGAACUUCUCAGUGUCUGGGGAGGACCAAAUCCAUAUUCUAGUUUAUGACAAAAGAACUCUGGCAAAAGAUAAAGAACUUGGCGCUGCAACUCUUCCAUUAAUGAAUGUGAUUAGCAUGAAGCAGUUUGAAGACUGGGUUGAUUUGAUUCAUAAAGGAAGUGUGGCAGGCCAAAUUAGACUUCAGAUAGUGUUCAAUGAAGAAUUUCUGGGUGCAGGACAGGGUGUUGGCCAACAAGGAAUGGGGCAGCAUCUUCCUCAGCAAGAUUAAGAUUAAAGGAUUUCAAGUCUUCCAGAUUGAUGCUUCUUCAUGCUUUCGACCACCGGACCUCUGCUUGCCAAGGGUUCCCAUGAAUCUUAUCAACAGCGUCUCCUUGGUGACUUGGGGCUUACAGCUAGUCCCUGAGUUUCGACGGAUUAGAAAGACUCCUCUUGCUGUACAUCUUUACAGGCGCUAUGGAGGUAAAGUUUAGCCCGAUGACAACUUAGAGGGUCAGUAAAAAUAGGAAAAAAAAAGAACUACGGCCACCUGGAAUCGGGAGGAAAAGCCCGUAUCCCAAAAAUCAUCCGGAUAAUUAAUACCUGGACUGGAAUAACACCAGCUGACUUCUAAAGUUUACUCACCCCAUAAGGCACGCUCAAGGCAGUGCUAAGGGUAAGAGAGUGUUAAAAGGUCUUUGCAUUAUUUUAGGCCUAAAAUCAUUUUGGCGCCCAAAGUGGUGCAACCUCCAUCUGGAUAUAUUUCGUCACCGUCAUAUUAAUUAUUCCUUGCUCAGCAAGGAUAUUAG
Messenger RNA from Blepharisma stoltei, 961 nucleotides. NCBI's taxonomy places the organism in Eukaryota, Ciliophora, Heterotrichea, Heterotrichida, Blepharismidae. The record is from the annotation of a GenBank genome assembly.